GCCGGCCGGCGGGCUGGGCGCAGCGUGAGCCGCGGUCCCAAAGCGGGAGCCAGCGGCGGCCGGGGCCGGGCUGCAGCAUGGGGCUGGCGCUGCUCCCGGCGCUGCUCCUGGGGCUGCUCCUCUCCCGAGCCGGAGACCUCCUGGCUCUGCCACGGAGCAACUGCAUCGCAGCAGAACAGCUGUGCCUCUCGGACUCUGUCUGCAAUGCUACCUACAGGAUCCUGGAGAACUGUGCCCUGGCCAAGACUCGCUUCCUCCCGCUGGAUCACGACAGCAGGGUCCAAUGUCUGAAUGCAGAGCUAGACCUCGGAAACAGCUCUCUGCUGCACUGCAGGUGUCACCGGCGCAUGAAGAGACAGGAGCACUGCUUACGUGUUUUCUGGACCAUUCACUCCAGCAUGACAGAUGGUUAUUUCAAUUUGGAGACCUCUCCCUAUGAGAAUCCAGCAAAUGAAGAACACUGGAAGACUGAUUAUAAUAAACUGGCAGCUCUGUUAUCAGGCUCACAGUUAGCAGGAGAUGCAACAAAUCCAUGCCUGAAGGCAACUCAUGUCUGUAAUCUGAGCAAGAAGUGCGUCCGUCUGCGCACAGACUACGCCUCCAUCUGCACCAAGGGAGCAGGAAGCGAAGACAUGUGCGACCGCCGCAAGUGCCACAGAGGGCUAAGGAAUUUCUUUGAGAAAGUCCCUGAGGAUUUCACCAAAAGGAUCCUAUUCUGUCCAUGUCAGGAUGAACUUUGUGGAGAACGACGCCGGAAAACUAUUGUUCCUGACUGUUCCUUCCAGUAUAACACCAAACCCAACUGCCUCUGGCUUCUGGACUCCUGCUUAGAAGACCAUAUCUGCAAAUCCCGACUGGCUGACUUCCAACAAAACUGUCAACCUGCAGACAUGUCCCCAGAUGGUUGCUCUCAGCACAACCAUGCUGCAUGCCUGCAGGCGUACAUGGGGAUGAUUGGCACACCCAUGACACCCAACUAUGUCAGUAACUCCAGUGUGGAGGUCUCCCUGUGGUGCACAUGUGAGAGCAGCGGCAACCAGAAGGAGAAGUGUGACCAGAUACUUGGCAUGUUUGAGAGCAACAAAUGCCUUGAAAAUACGAUUUGGUCUCAAAUGCACCUGAAGCAGACAGCUCUAGAAAGACAGGAAGACUUAUUUUAUUCAUCUUCCCUAAGCUUCCAAGGAGACAGUACCAGCACAUCUCUUGCUUCAGAAAUGUCCCAGGUGGCUGAAGGGAAGACACAGCGAGACAUCUCUGAACACAGCAGUAUGCCUAUGGCCUCCUCUGUGUAUUCUGGAGCUGCUAUUUCUUGGCCGCCUCUGGCUCUGUUCCUGCCCCUCUUGCUCAGCUCACAUUAACUUAGCAUAAAUGGCAUCUUUCCUUCCCAUAUUAUUAAUCUUAUUCUAUAUCCAGGCACGUCCCACUACUGAUUUACCUUUAGGAAACAGAAGGCUUCCAAGAAAAGAGGAAAGGAACAGCCUUCACCCAGAACGGCAGUCACUGAAAACCUCCCCCCAGCCUGCACCCCACUUCCCCCAGCCAGUCUGCACUGAGCUCGGCAGAUACUAUGCCCACCAUUGCUGCUGCCAUGUGCACAUUUUGAGUAAUAUCAGAUUAAUAUUCCAGCACAAUAUUUUAAAACGAAGGUCUGAGUUCUGUCAGAACUUGGGCAGGGUUCUGUUUCUGAGUGCAGGGAGGGGCCUGACUCAGCAUGUCCUACCACCCCCCUUCCAGAGCUCUUCUUCAGGUGACAGUCAUAGAAUGGUUUGGGUUAGAAGGGACCUUUAAAGAUCAGCUAGUCCAGCCCCCUGCCACCAGCAGGGACAUCCUUCACUAGGUCAGGUUGCUCAAAGCUCCAUCCAACCUGACUUUGAACACUUCCAGCAAGGGGCAUCCACAGCUGCUCUGGGCAACCUGUGCCAGUGCCUCACCACUCUCAUUGUAAAAGAUUCCUUGUGUCCAGUCUAAAUCUCCCCUCUCUCAGUUUAAAGCUGUUGCACCUUGUGCUGUCAUUACAGGCCCUGGUAGUAAGUCUCUCUCCAUCUUUCUUAAUGGUCCCCCCUUAUAUAUUGAAAGGCCACCACAAGGUCUCCCUGGGGCUGCCCCUUCUCCAGGCUGCCCCACACCAGCUGUCUCAGCCUUUCCGCACAGGAGCGGUGUUCCAGCCCCCUCACUGUUGUCGUGUCCCUCCUGGGGACCCGCUCGAGCAGGUCCGUGUCUGUCUCGUACUGGGCACCCCAGAGCGGGAUGCAGGGCUCCAGGAGGGGUGGAGCAGAGCAGAGGGGGAGAAUCGCCUCCCCCCACCUGCUGCCCACGCUUCCUUUUGUGCAGCCCAGGAUAUGAUAUGGCUUUCCGGGCUGCGAGCGCACGGUACCGGCUCACGUCCCGUUUUUUAUCUGCUGGUAUCCCUAAGUCCUUUUCUGCAGGGCUGCUCUCGAUCCGUUCAUCCCUCCGCCUGUGUUGGUGUCAGGGACUGUCCCAACCCAGGCCUUGCUCAGCUUGGUGCGGUUCACGUGGGCCCACUCCUCCAGCCUGUGAAGAGCACAGCAUACCAUCCUAAAGACUAGAAAUUUGCACUCCAGGGUGGGUUGCAAGUAAAGCUCAAUAAACACAUGUAAAGUUCCUGGUAAACAUAAAUUCUGGAUUACUUUCAGUCCUCUUUUCAAAUCCAUUCUUUUAAGUAUAUGAAAAAUACCAUCCCAGAUCAAGGACACUAAACUAAAGUUUAUAAUCUUGCUCCUUUCUGUUUUGCCCCUUGCAACAUACCUAUCUCAUACAUUAUCAGAGCUAGCAACAGACUCAGGUUUUGUGGGUUAAGAUGGAUUUCUGUGCUCAACCCCAGUAAAUUUAAUCUUAUCUAGCAAAGGACGACCUUGCCUGGCCUCAGGACCAACCUUCUAAGUCAUGCUUAGAGAAUACAUGUAGCUCAUCAAAGCUGUAUUGACCACAAAAGCCCUAGGCAUCAGUUGCAAAAAUCUCUGGGAGCUGCAGCUACCUUGUACCUCUCCGUAUAUUCCAGUUGUGAUUGCCCCUUCCAGACCACCCACCCAAACUCCUCCUCCUCUGCCAAGUUCUAUUCCAUGACCUGUUUAUUCUGAGUGUAGAUGUGUGCACUGUAUAACUGCUGUUAUUUUUUACUGCGUUUGCCUGUUAAAGUGUGGUGUUAAGUGAAUAUUGAUUUCUGAGCAUAGGUUAAUAGUCCACAAUCAAUUGUGUGCAAGAGUUGCCUCAUCAGCCAGCCUGCACUUCCAGGAUAGCUAGAAACUCGGCUCAGAGCAGCUCCUCCAUGCACACAUA
Molecule: messenger RNA, 3297 nt
Organism: Falco peregrinus (peregrine falcon)
Lineage: Eukaryota; Metazoa; Chordata; Aves; Falconiformes; Falconidae
Gene: GFRA3
Product: GDNF family receptor alpha 3
Exons: 8
Coding region: 78-1358 (426 amino acids)
Biological process (GO): nervous system development
Cellular component (GO): signaling receptor complex; external side of plasma membrane
Molecular function (GO): signaling receptor activity
Source: RefSeq, a predicted model, not a curated record